AUGGACGUUAAACGUAAAGUAAACGAAUCAGCUGUGAUAAUACUAAAUUUAAUGUAAAUAAAAUACAUUUACAUUUUUAUUAAAAAAGUAAUUAGUGAUACUUUCAAUUUUUUUGUAAAAAAUGGCUUCUCGAUUUAGUGGUGCAUUGCAAUUGACAGACUUGGACGAUUUCAUAACUCCGUCGCAGGAAUGCAUAAAACCUGUGAAAAUAGAGAAAAUUAAAAGCAAAACCGGUGCAAAAAUUAAAAUCGGAGAAGAUGGAUACUUUGACCUGUCUACUGGGCAGGAGCAGAAGUUACAGAAAGUGGAAAUAACUCUUGCAGAUUGCCUGGCAUGUAGCGGCUGCAUAACAUCAGCUGAAAGUGUUCUUGUAACAAGACAGAGCCAGGAAGAACUUUUAAAAGUAUUUUCUGAGAGAAAAUUUACAGAUACUCAAGGUGUAACACGAGAUGUCACUUUGGUUGUAAUAUCAAUAUCUGCUCAGCCAACUCUGUCUUUAGCUGCCAGGUAUAAAUUAGACCCUGAGGAAGCAACACGAAAAUUAGUUGGAUAUUUUAAGAGUCUUGGAGCAGAUUUGGUAUUAGACAUGACAGUCGCUGAAGACUUGUCUCUGCUCGAAGCACAGCAGGAGUUCUUGCAGCGUUACCAGAACCACCAGCAUGAUCCAUCUGCUAAACAACUACCCAUGCUAGCUAGUUCUUGUCCAGGUUGGGUUUGUUAUGCAGAAAAAACACAUGGCAACUUCAUCCUACCAUAUAUAUCGAGUACUAAAUCACCUCAGCAGAUAAUGGGUUCACUGGUGAAACAGUACCUGGCUAACAAACGAGAGUUGAAUCCCAGUGAAGUGUAUCAUGUUACAUUCAUGCCCUGUUAUGAUAAGAAGCUUGAAGCUUCGAGAGAAGAUUUCUAUAGUGAAAUAUUAAGCUGUCAUGAUGUGGACUGUGUCAUCACUGCAAUCGAAUUAGAACAAAUGCUGGAAAACAGUGGCAAAUGUUUAUCUGAAGUGGAAGGUUCAAAUUUGGAUUGGCCGUGGGAUGAUUCUGAUGGAUCAGGCGUGAAAAGCCAUAUCGGCUCAGGGUCCGGAGGUAACGCAGAUCACGUGUUCCUGUACGCCGCUCAACAACUUUUUGGAGAGACAAACGCACCGCUGGUUUAUAAGAAUUUAAGAAAUCCAGAUUUCCGUGAAGUGACACUAGAAAAAGAUGGCAAAGAAGUUUUAAGGUUUGCGAUCGCGAAUGGUUUCCGCAAUAUACAGAACUUGGUGCAGAAGCUGAAGCGCAGCAAGUCACCCUAUCACUACGUGGAGGUCAUGGCGUGCCCGUCAGGUUGUCUCAACGGCGGCGCCCAAGUGCGACCCAUGCAAGGCGAGAGCGGGCGAGAGCUGGUCGCUCAGCUACAAGCGCUGUACAGCCGCUUGCCGCUCGCCCGGCCCGCGGAGAGCAAGCUCGUCAAGCAGCUGUACGCCGACUGGCUCGACGGCAGGGACUCUGACAAAUCGAGGGCCUUGCUGCACACCGCGUACCAUGCCCUCGAGAAAAACGACAUAGCGCUAAAUAUUAAAUGGUGAUCUGGUUAUCACGUGAAAGCUGUUGAGCAUCAUGUUCCGUCUGGCAGCUUCCGUGUGGGAUAUGGACAUGUCGCGCUUAAUUAAUGUAUAGAUAUAUAUUAUAUUGUAUAUAAAUGAUUUUCAUCGCAUUGAUGAUAUUUGUAGAUGUUGUAAAUAUUUUUAUUUAAUAAACAACAUGUUA
Nymphalis io (European peacock) is the source of this 1748-nucleotide messenger RNA. RefSeq names its product probable cytosolic Fe-S cluster assembly factor GL21135. Gene Ontology annotation, cellular component: cytosolic [4Fe-4S] assembly targeting complex. The transcript has 8 exons. Gene Ontology annotation, molecular function: 4 iron, 4 sulfur cluster binding. Gene Ontology annotation, biological process: iron-sulfur cluster assembly. The record is from RefSeq and is a predicted model, not a curated record. The coding region runs from base 122 to 1567 and encodes 481 amino acids. Lineage: Eukaryota; Metazoa; Arthropoda; Insecta; Lepidoptera; Nymphalidae.